Molecule: messenger RNA, 12189 nt
Organism: Podarcis lilfordi (Lilford's wall lizard)
Lineage: Eukaryota; Metazoa; Chordata; Lepidosauria; Squamata; Lacertidae
Source: the annotation of a GenBank genome assembly
CUCUUUGCAGCUCUGGCCAGGGAGAGCUCAGCUUUCUGCCCAUUAAAGGAUUAAGUUCGCCACAAUGGUAAACAAUCCCUCCUGUUUCUUUUCCCUUGCAAUCACCCUUUGCGUCCUGCUGGAAGAAGGUGAGAGAAUCAACAGGAAUUUUUUUUUCUCCUCCGUCUUUUUUGCUGUUCUGAUGUUAUUUUAAUUUUUUGCAUUGGUUUUAAAAAUCGGCAUCCCCUGCGCACUUUGCAAACGAAGCUAGCUUCAGCGGGGAGAGCAUCUGAUUUGCAGGGGGCGGGCGGGCGGGGGGGGGAGCAGAAGAUCCCAGGUUCUAUACCCGGUAUCUCCAGAGAGGGGGCUGGGGAAAGCUCCCUCCCUGCCUUAAACUCUGGAGAGGUGCUGCUGCUGGUCAGUGGAGGCACUAUUGAGCUGGAUGGACCGAUGUUCUGAACCGCUAUAAGGCAGGAUCAUAGAUUGUAGCUCCACGGGGCAUUUGCCUGUAGCUCAGUGGCAGAACAUCUGCUUUGCAUGCAGAAGGUCCCAAGGCUCAGUCCGCAGCAUCUCCCCUGUCUGAAACCCCGGGGACUUGCUGCCAAUCAGAGUAGAUGAUACGGACCUGGAUGGACGUGUAAUCUGACUCUUUCUAAGGCAACUUCCCCAUGGAUUGUGGCCCAGUUAGUUCUGCUCAAAGUAGACCCAUUAAUGAACCUGUUACUCAUGCCUAUUAACUUCGAUGGGUCUACUCUGAGUAGAACUAGCAUUGGCUGCAACCCCGCCCCCAGAUUUCCCUUUUUCCUUUUAGCAGUCCGCCCUCUCUAACUCUGACAGCGGCUCCUGCUCCGUCUCUGUUAUUCUCGCAACUUCCCGAGCAAAUUGGCUUGGAGAGCAACAGGCAGCGAAGUCAACCUGUCCCGCCUUGCAGGGAUGCCUUGCCGCUGCCGCUGUGACAUGCCAGCAGCGAGCGAGACCGAAACAGCUCCCUUAGGGCUUUGCCAAGAGAGGUGGCGAAAUCGUAACAUAUCCCUCCCCCCUUUUCUUGGAAAGAGUUUUUGCUCUCAUUUUCUCUCUUUGUGUGCAUUCUCCUCCCCCCUUGCUUGCCAAAAAUAACGAAAGGGAGGGAGUGCUCUGUGCAUUUGGGAGAAUGCAAAAAACGACCCUUGGCACGCCAAUAAUUUGCACACAUGUUCUAUGGUUGGCAAAGGAGCCAGGACAAUGAUGGUGGCGGUGGUGAUGAUGAUGAUGAUGAUUGCAGUAAAAAUAAUACUUACAUAUUCUCUAAAUGUUAUUCCUGCAUUGCAGGGGGUUAGACUAGAUGGCCAUUGGGCCCCUCCCAAGUCUGUGAUUCUAUGCUCACCUUAAGUCAUAUGCUGUAGGCAUAUGCUGGGCAAUAGCUACUGCUACUGCUGUUGAUUGUUUGCCAAUGUGCUUGCUUCCAGUAUGCUCUCAAUGUGGGUCUCCUCCGAGGUUUUCACCUGGCUUCAGUUUUCUUCUCACUGAGCUCUUCAGAAUUGCAGUAUGCAAACCGUUGUCAGCAACAGCAGAACAUUUUUACAACCCCCGCAGCCCUAAUCUGUAAGGCCUUGGCGGCUAUAAAAUGGCUAAAAUAGAAAUGCUCCUCUCAACUAGGUGGCAGGCUAAUUGCUCUGUUUACAUACCAUGCUGCAUUCCUGGUGCUUCCAGUCUGAAGAGUUCAGGGACUGAUCCCUAUGCCUGUCAUUUUCUCCUCUGGCAGGCCUGGGCCUCCCUCCGGCAGAGCCUCACCUGGCAGCAGGCAGCGGCAGGCACCUGAGGACCAAGCGCUGCUCCUGCCUCAACUGGAUGGACAAAGAGUGUGUUUACUUCUGUCACCUUGAUAUUAUCUGGAUCAACACACCAGGGUGAGUAUUGCGGGGGUGGGGUGGGGGACAGGGGACUGCAGCACAGAGGGAAGAUUGCUAGGUCUGAGCUAGCGGCACAGUUAGAUCCAUUGGGACAUAGGAAACUGCCUUAACACUGACUUGGACUCCUGGUCCAUCUAGCUCAGUAUUGACUGGCAGCAGCUCUCUGCAGUAUUAUGCAAGAAAUCUUCCCCAGCCUCUCCAGGAGAUUGAUUCCAACACCUUCUGCAUGCAAAGCAGAUGGGCUACCCUUUUAGACACUGGACUUAAUGGUCUUAUGGCUUCUCUCCAUUCCUCCCAUCUUACGUUGGUCAUCCAUCUCAUGCUUCUAAGUGUGGUAGGUCAAUCCUGCUGCAUCUUGGGGUCCUGUCUCUUGGACUUCAGCAUGUGGGGGUAGGGCUGGACUGCUGCCCUAAUGUCCUAGGCACCCCUGGCUAGAGCAGGACAAGUGACCGGCUCUCCAAGGUUUCAGGCAGAGGACAUUUCCAACCCUACCUGGCGAUGCCGGGAAUUGAACCUGGACCCUUCUGCAUGCACCCAAAAGCAUGUGUUUUACCUCUGAGCCACCGUCCUUCUCUCUUGCAACAGCCACAGAUAUUUUAUGUGGCAGCUGCUCCCCAGUUGGUGUUUCUAAAGAGCUGAGGUGGGCUGGCCUUUCGAUCCAGCGUUUGGUUGGGAAGGAGACUUGCCCCUUGCAUGAUACAACAGAGAUCUGGGCAGCAUUCAAGCAAUCUCUCUUGCAAGCAGCUUAAGAUCCGAGCCAAAGAGACGACUGGCUCAGGUGUGGUUCUAAUUAUGCCUGCUAACGUGCGGUCUUGAGUAACGACUCACUCUGAAAAAGAGCAUGCCAUUCUCAAACGUGUUUGCGGAGGAAACAUGACAAGCCUAACAGGAGGCUGUAUUUAGAUGGUGGAGAAUGACAGAGCAACCCUGUCUUUAAGCAUCUUCUGCCUUUUGUUAGAAUUCACAAUAGAUUUUUAUAUUGUUAAAAACACACCUCCGACGCACGUUCUGCCUGUAAGGAGCAUGUGAACAAGCCUUGCUGUGCAGCUGGAACAGUGAGGCCUCUCUGCUGACAUGACACAGUGUCCAGAGCGCCAGAGAUCCGAGUUCAAAUCCACCCCUGCCUAGGAAGCCCAGCCUCCCUCAAAGGGCUGUUGUGAGGAAUGGGGAUGGGUAAAGGGAGAAAAGAGAGGAGACUCUGAAUGGAGCUUGCUUGGUGACCACAGGCAAGGCACCAUCUCUUACUUUAAUGCCUGUCACAGGGUUUUUAUGAAGUUCAAAUGUGUGCAUGUGUGGAGAGGGGGGGGCAAGAGAACCAUGUAUGCGCUCUUGCGCUCCAGAGAGGAAAAGCAGGAUAUAAAUAUAAAUCUGGUGUGUAGAGGUUUGAGGUUGGAUUACACUUUGAUCCCAUUAAAAAUAAUGGAGUUCAAGUUAUCCCGAAUGCACUUUGUACAUUUAUUUCAAUAGGAACCAAAGGCACCUGACUUUGGCUGCAAGCCUACAUCCCCCUUACCUGGGAGUAAGUGCCAUUGACCUCAGUGGAGCUUACUUCUGAGUAGCCAUGCUCAUAGCACUGACAGCCAUUGUUUGGUGAGGUCCCAUUAUACCUUCCUCCUUAAUAUGGGCAAUCCCCAAAUCUUAUAUUGUUAGGCAAGGACGACAAGGGCAUCAACCCACUUGCAGCCCGCUGCUUGCCUGUGGAAAUAAAGGCCGAUAGAGUGAGAAUGGGAGGGUGAGAUGGCAUGGCUUUUAUCACAUGGCAACUGCAAACGAGACUUGUUAUUGUCAAGUUUGCUUGGCUUCCGGCCAGGCCCACACCAUAAACCUUCCUUUCUGAUAAAGGAUAGAAGUUAACAAUUUGUUUUUUCCUAAUCAGCCACUCCACGCCCUACGGUCUGGGUAAUACACAAAGGCGUCGGAAGAGAUCACUCAGCAGGUGCGAGUGCUCGCAUUCAAAGGACAGUGUUUGUGCGACCUUCUGCCAUGGCAAGCCUUGGUAAGUGUUCAGAUGUGUCCCUAUCCUUAGACCAGCCUUUCUCAACUCAGGGCCUCCGUAUGUUCUUAUCUCUAACACCCAUGGCUAAUGAUCAGGGAUGAUGGGGAUCUCAACUCAAUGAUAUUUGAGUUUGAAUGUAAUGCUAAACUAUGGUUAACCUAGACCAAUAUUUAUAAAGCAACUACAGACCUUAGUUAAUGCACAUCUGUUAACCAUAGAUCUGCCAAUUUUGCUUCUUUAUGUUUUUCAUUUUUCCCAGUUGUAGAUUAAGUUUCCCCAUACUUCUGCAGUGAUAUUUUUUUAAAAAAACAACUCAUGAAAAUUCACCAGCACAUUUCUCCCAAUAAACCCAUUUUAUCUGUGCAAUUUUGCCCAAUACAUACUUUGGCAAGGCAAUAUCUCCUCAUAUAAUGCCCUUUUGUAUGCUAUUUUCACCAAUCUAAGCAUUUUUAUGCAUACUUUGUCCACAUUACUUUUCUGGAAAACUUCACUGCAAAAUUCAGAAAAGUGCAAAUUUCAAAAGGUGACCAUUGUUUUGAUUCACAUACUGCUUCAGAAGGUAUUGAAUAAGUGACCUUCGCCUUUAAAAGUGAACUGAAUCAACUUUCACUCCAUUUCUAUCCUUAGUUAAUAAUCCUUAGUUAAAUCACAGGGCUGAGUUCAUCCAAUUAGCUUAUCAGGGAUACCAACUUGAAUAAAAUAUCGGGGGGGGGGGAGGACAGGUAAGCUCCUCCCCACAUAAUUGAUCCCAUGACACAGUGCAUGCACACCAUUUGAAUGAGAAGGCCCAUCAACUUUAGGGGUCCCAACCCCCUCAAAUAUUUUAUUGAGGGCCCUGAAGACCCCUUGGCCCCUAGGAGUUGGCUCCUAUGAGUGUUACAAACCAUGAUUUAGUUAACCAUAGUUAAAGCAUGGCUUAGUUUUACUGGAGAGCUACAGGUUCACCACCAAGGGCUAAGCUCAGUAUUGAACAUGCAAAAGGUUAUGAAUUGUCUGAAAAGAGGCCUGUGUGUCUGUUCACAAACAAACUCUGGAGAGAGGAAGGAGUGAGAAUGUGUGUUACUUUACAGGGGAGAGUUGGGCUGCAACUUUUUGUCUUUGUGUUGUGGGGCUUGGAAGAGGGGUGGUUAGGGUUUGCAAAUUAGUCUCUUUGGCAACAGAUCCAGCUCCCUCUUUUCCUCUCUCCCUCCUCAGGGGCAUAAGUAGAGGCUGCUGGAUUGGGCCAGUGGCCCAACUACUCUAUCAUCCUUUCUCACCACGGCCAGCCCCUAACUAAACCAGCCCAGGCCUUCUCAGCCUUUAGAAUGACUCUGCCUUCUUUCUUUUUGUAAAAAGGAGUGACUAUCUUAGACUCUGAACCCCUCGCUGUGCAACAGAGACACACCUGCUCAGUCUAUAAGCCGUAAAUGGAGAGUUGCAUAACGUAAGGAUGUGUUCAGGUCAUGGAAAGGGAAAGCAGGGUCACCGUGUCGUUCUAUCGUCUUCUUAGAAAACCUAGGAGUAAUAAAUCUGGCUGUAAAAAUUUCUGAGAACGGGUUAGUUGCCAAAAUAAAAAAACAAAACAUAGCAAAACAGAAAAUCUGUUUUUAACCCUAAACUGGUGCUCUCCUGCCGCCCCACCCCAGCCUGUCAGGGAAGACAAGGUGAGCGAAGAUGUAUAUCAGGAACGAGGGAGGAAUAAAGCUCUACAUCGUGAACAAGGGUGGGAAGUAGAGACAACAUGGGGGGCGGGGACACUGCCAAGGAGGUGGCAGAUCCAGCCUCCAAAAAGGGUAUCGCAACUGUCGCUGGCAUUAUGCCAUUGGUAGUGGACAAUGCAUUCCUUGGAGGCCAGAUCUGCUGUCUCUGUGAAUCUUUUCACCUACAGGUGGUUGCCUCAAGGGUGGCUAGGCCAUUACUGAACUUAAGAAAUGCUGAUAUUGGGUGUUAUCCAGCUAAGUUCUAUUCAGAGUAGACCUAUUGGAACUAAUAGACCUAAGUUAGUCUUGCCCCAUUGUUUAGUGGGGAUUUGAACCAUGGUCUCUCAGGUCCUGGUUUCUACUCACCAUGGCUCACCACUGGUCCACUCUGAAUAGGGUUAGCGUGGUUUGCAGGGCGCUGCCUUUUAAAAAUAAAAUAAUUAUCUGGACUCCUUUGAACACUAUCUCAUAAGAUAUGCACCAACUUGUUUCAACUCUGCAGGGAUUUCAGAAAUCCACGGCUUACCACGAACACAGGACUGCUGGUAAAACUUCUCCAGAGCCGUAGUGCGAAGCCCCGCAAGACAAACUUCUGAAAGUUCUCAGGUAAAGGUCCUAUAUAAAUGCGCUCUCUCUCUCUCUCUCUCUCUAUUUUGUGUUCACUCUGCUUCCAGAGAUGCUUGGGCGCAUCUAUAAAUGCAUGACUUCAAAAUGCAUGGAAACAAAUGUUCAGCUGUUGUGGCUUCCCCUCACCUUUGAAGCCCGCAGGGAAUUGUAUGGCCACAGACACACUAAAGCAGACCACACAAAGAAUAGAAGCGUGAGCGUUAAAACACAAUGCUUGUUUAAAAUACAAUAUAAUACAAAAGGUGACACACACACAUAUUUAAAAUACUGCUUUCUGAAAACACAACACACAAAUUACAAUUGAAAUGAAAAUAUCAUCUUGUGAGACCUUUGUGCAGAAAGGAGAAACAUGGCCACUGUUAGCUUAUUUAUAUCAGCCAAUAAAUAUUCCAGACACCAUUCUGGGGUGCUUCCUCACAAAAGGGCAAAGUAGUCUGUUACAUUCCUCUCUGUGAAAGUUACAUGUAGUUUGGAUGAAUUUUCUGGUCACUCUUUGCUACAUAUCAAUAUCACUGUUACCAGGGUUCAUUCAUUGGGAAGCAUGGAGGUAAAUAUAGCAGAGGCUCAUCCAUUAGGGCAAGUGAGGGACACAGAACAUAAAAAGCUGCCUUUUACUGAGGCAGACCAAUGGUCCAUCCACUUCAGCAUUGUCUACACUGACUGGCAGUGGCUCUCUGGGGUUUUAGGCAGAGGUCUCUCCCAGCCCUAGUUGGAGUUGCUUGGGAUUCAACCUGAGACUUUCUGUAUGCAAAUUUCAUGCUCUACCUCCAAGAGCAAAUCAGGCACGUUGUCCUAUCACUCUCUUUGAUCUCUGCUAGCUCUAGCUGUCUGCUAUAUUUCUUCCAUCCAGCCCAGAAGCUGGCACCAGCUGCCAACUGCCUCCUCCUUAGACUCAGGGUUGUCCUUGUAGAAUUAAGCAGGGAGGAAGAUGAAGAGUAAACUAACCCUACAUAGCACAAAUAGAAAUGGAAAAUGUCAUUUUCCAAAGAGCUGUGCUGGGAUGGGUAGGGAUGAGAUUCUGCUGGGUGUGAUCAAAUCUGAAUGGGUUUGCACUGACUCAGACUAAGUUGACAAACUAUAUUUGGAAAAGCAUCUAGGAUUAAUCUGAGUCAGUCUGAUUAGAGUCCAGGGAAGCUCAGUCAUCACUAAGGAGGACCUCUCCCCAAUUUAACACUGAGACCCCUAUAAUCUAUAGUGGAAUAUCUUGCUCCAUUUUCUACAAUUUUGGCUAUGUUUCCAUAGGCAUUAAAACAAAACUGGGCAGAAACAGACCUAAUUAAGGUUGCUCCUCUGCCUUUAGGAAUGCCUUAGAAGGCAGAAUUUCCCCAGGAAUGAGUGUUCCCAUCAUAGGGCUUCAGGGCUUAGCAGAAGCCACAAAUUGCAAUUUUUGCAAUCCUUAAAGCUGUGAUGUGGAGUCUACCACUCACAUCAUCCUUAACCACUGGGAGUGCUGGUUGAGGCUGAUAGGAGUUGGCAGUGCAACAACAUCAGGAGGGCCAUUGGUUCCUUAUCCCUGCCUUAAAGCUACAACAGGGGCUCUCUGGACUGGGCCCGGCAAGUUCAAGGCCAGCUCCCCAAAGAGAAUGCCAAGUGGCCAUUGCACGAGGUGCUGACAUUUUCAUCUCUUCUGCUUUGUAGGGCGCCUUGCUCUUUCAAAUGCCUCGUUCACCUGGAAGCAGCAGGACUCGCUGAGGACUUCCAAACUAGCACCACUUAAAUGAGGGGAGACCAUAUGGAAGACAAAGCAAGAAGGGUGGGGGUGCUGUUCGCCUUCACCACGCAGAGUCCUGCCAUUGCAAAGAAUCUCCUACUCUGUGGGAAGUUGAAAGAUUGGAGGACCAUUGGAAGAGAUGGAAAGAAAUCCAUGGAAACAGCUGCUGGAGAAAGGGGCAAGGAACCGUGGAGGCAGUAGCACAGCCCCCUUGGUACAUCAGAGGUGAUCCUAAAGAGACAAUAGCCUCUCCUUUUUACUGCACCUUGGGAAGGUCUGUCCAGCUUGUUGGGACAAGAGAGGAGAUCUUCUUCCUGGAUACCAACAGGAACUCAUAGCAGAUCUCAGUGUAAAGAGCCAGCACUUUGGAGGAAGGCAAAUGCAGUUACGGACUCCGUCGCCACAUGUGGAUCCUUCCAAACACCCCUACCUCAGGACCUAGUCUAGUCUGCUUCUCCUUUUCCCAACGUUUGACUUUAAACAUAGUUUGGCUGGUUUUACCGACUGCUCCUUUUAUUCCGGUUGUUGUUGCCUGCCUCACAUCUGCCUCUACUUUCCUGCGCGACACGAAAAGGCGUGCAUUGAAUAGACAUUCCUAUUUCUGGUAAUGAAUUUGCUAAAAGUCUGUUAUUGGUAACAACAACUCCCCCCCCCCAUAAGUCAAUUUAGUGUUGCCUAGUGACCAUUGGGACUGGUAUGGCAGGCACAAAGGAAGACAUCAGUAGGUGGAGGGGAGUCAACUAAUUCUACUGUUGUCUCAAUCUUCCUCCUUUCUGAGUUUUACAAGGGCAAAAGGGAGGCUGAGGAACGGGCAGGCAGGCAGGGCCAGGGUCACCUUCUGGACUGGUUGUAAGAAAGACGACAGGUGGGCUUGGAGGAAUCAAUACUGAGAUUGGUGGGGCAGUGUCCCAUUUGCCUGGUUGGAUCAGCCUGCUUUGCAGCAACUUAGCUCUACUCAGUUAAUCUGAAAUCUUGUUCUCAGCGAGUAACUUAAGCCUUGAUGAAGUUGAUGGCUCAAAAAAGCGGGGGGCAGGGGGUAGGACCAGAAAAGGAUCAGCAAAGCUGGGGUGGAGGCAGGAGUUCAAAAGCACAUCUUCAUUGCACAUUUAAACCAAUUUAGCCAUCACCACCCCAAUUAAGAAGCCCCAGGAAUAAUAGCUGUGUGAGGGAACUGAGCCUUUGGUAGAGAUCAUUAGCCGUUUCACAGAACUACACACGAAGCUGCUCAUGUUGAAUCAGGGCAUUAUUUCAUCCAGCCCUCUGCCGUUGGUGAGUGAAGGCUCUCCAAGGUCUCAGACAGAUAACUUCUAAGUGUUGCUGUUUGAGAUCCUUGAAGUGGAGAGGCCAGGCAUUUGCAACACAUACACUUCAUUACGGAGUUGUUAGUUGCCUGUCAAUUUCACUUGCACAGAGAAGAGAAUUCUCAGACCACUUGUGUGUCUGUGUGUGAGCCUCCCAGUUCCACUGCUGCUCUUUAAAGACCUUGCACACAACUCUACAAGUUUAAGCAACAUGCCCUGCAUUAGCAAGUUCCACACUGCAAAUGCUGAAAUGGUUACAAUCACAAAACUUGACUUUUGAAAAGCCCCUUCACUAUAGGCAUGAAACUGAUCGUUAGUUUCAACCUGCCUGUCAAUUUCGCAUGACCUUCUCUGGGCUGCUUGAAGAGGUGGCUCAAAUCGUGCUCAGGUAGCAUUAACAUCCCAAAAGUUUGCAGGAGCUUUCUUGUUUAUAGUUCAGGGGUGCUUGUUCAUUUCAGGGGUGUGGCCCUCCAAAUGCUAUUGGACUCCAACUCACAGCAGCCGCUGGGAGUUAAUGGUUAGUGAUAAUGGGAUUUGGGGUCCCAGCGACAUCCAGAGAGCCACAUGAUUUUAGGUAUGAAAAAUAUUUUAACUUGUCUUUCCUUAAAAAUACAACAAAUAACAGUAAAAUACAGUAACAAUAAAACACUAGCAAAAUACAAGUAACAACAACAGAUCACUGAGAGAAGUAACAGCAGAUAAAGCCAAUAUUUCAGGGAGCUGACUAAUGACUUGGCAGAUCAAAUGCCAUCUGUAAAAGAGAGGUCUUCAUGCAUUGGCAGAAGGCCCUCAAAGAGGAAGAACGUUGCUCAGACACUCCUCAGAUAUCAGAAAUCAGUGGAGUUUCAGUGAAUUUUGUACACAAUGAGGUGGGAACAGUGAAUGGAGAACUCCAUGGAAACUGAGAAUCAAGGUCCAUACACCCCUAACCAAAGGCUCUCUUUAGCCAAAGUCCCUGGGGGUUCUUCUUUGGAGCUGUGAUGGUUUAAACUGGUUUAAAUGUGUCAUACAGAUGUGCCCAUAGUGAGGACCAGUUAUUCAGCCAGGUUGGUGCACUGUAGAACUUGGGUUGAGGGGUUCCACAACAGAGGUCAAUUUCAUGUGCUAAAGUGGUCAUAGCAUUGCUUGGCUACAUGACCAAUUUGCUGUUUGGGCCAUCUUUACUCUGUCGUUGCUUAUCUUGCAACCUUUGCAGUGGCACUGUAAAUGGCAGUGGUGGUGGUGGGUUGAAUUAUAAGGCAGACACACAACCAUCUUGGCAUGACUAAGUUGGCUUGGUUGUGGUGUUUAUGUCCCACAAUAUCCUAUGGAUAUAUUAUGGGUGGGCUAGAAUGCUUCUGACAAGAUUACUUUUAGCAUAGCGUCCUGAGAGGGGGCCCUUAUAAACACUGCAUGGUCACUUGGUUUGGCAGUUCAGAUCACAUGAGGAUAGUAUCACUGGUAGGUUGGGGGAUACAUGGUGAGGGAACUGUUACUGUGCUCUCAAAACUGUUUGGAAAUCUGAAGAAGCACAGAUUUUAUUAGAGGCAACUUCUUUUGUAUUCAGUGAAACGACUGGCCUCCUUAUAGGGGGAGCCUGUGGUCCUCCAGAUGUUGGAGGAUUACAGUUCCUAUCAUCCCUGACCAUGGGGCACAUUGGCUGGUGUCAAUGAGAGUUAGAGACCAGCAACAUGUGGAGGAGAGGACCACUGGUUCUCCACCUCUGCGUUAGAGCUGUCAUAUCCUGGGCUUUUAAGAAACCUCCAGUUUGAAUUCAUCCCAAGUUUUUUGACGUGCAGAAAAUGCAAUGCCAGGAAGAAACGGGUUUAGGCAGGAGAAGGAAAAGCCUUUUCUGCCAGCUUUCUGAAUGAGACAUGUUCUGCCUACAUAUUCAGGGAAACUAUAGAGUAGAUUCUUCUGGAACUUUGGACUGCGGCUUAGUGCUUCUUCCUGUCAAAAAUAAUUAAAUCCUGCAUAUGGAGAAGUAGCACAUCUGAGCUAAGUUUCUCCCUGAUGUGCUAGCUUUCUGCAUGGAGGACUUUUCAAAAAAUGUAACCCUGUACAUAUAAUAAGAAAAUGAAUCAGUCUUAAAACUAUCACAUAAUCUCCUGCCCCACAAAACAAUCAAAUAAAUGCAUAGUUCUUCUCUUAGUCUGUCUACUGGGCCAGGACUGAGCACAGAUUUAUCAAUGAACAGAUCACUAUAUAUAUAUAUAUAUAUUCAGGCAAUUGGUGGUGAGGAUAAAGACAUUCAGUAGACAGUGUCUUUUGGAAUGAUGCAGGUCCCCUGCCAAAUGGCUUAAAGUCAAAUAUCAUCAUUGCGUUUCCUUGAUCCUAUGGGAACAAGGCAAUUCAGCCCCUGGCUAGUAGAAUCCCCUCUACGCCUAUUGCACCAGGCACUUUAUUUACUAUGCUCAUGCACUGUAGCUUCUGUUAUACAAAGCAUGGAUAACAAACAAACAAAGCCCACAUUGAAUUAAUGCAAAUGCAUCAGUGCUCCAGAUAAAUGCAUAUUGGGGUUUGCGGUCUGGAUGCUGUAGGCUUAACACAUUAAUGUUAUGGUUUAAAGUCUGUCUGUUGAUGCUGGGGUGUCUGUGUUGUAACCCGAGCAUGAGCAAAAUACUGUUCUUAAAAUAUGCUUCAGAUCUAAUGGCGAAGAGGGGUUUGGGAAGCCAGUCUGAUGCAUACGUCACAUGUGAAUCUUUAGAUCACAAUGCGACGGCAUCUAAAAUAAGAAGAGAUCCAUUUGUAUUUGCACUUGAGAAGAUUUUGUUUGGCCUCAAAGGAUCUGCUGCUGUCUCGGGAAGUGGGAAUGGUGCGCACAAAGGACAAUGUCAAGCCUUUUCCUGUGCAGUGGUAGAUCGAUGCAAUUUAAGUGACAGGUGAAAAGUUCUGUGUCCAUAAUGCAUCUCUGUCUAUGCAAACUCAAUAUGUAGCAUCCCAAUGUUUGGACAUAAAUGUACAUAUAUUUAUUUUUUUAACUUUUUAAAUAUAAAAAGCCCUGUAAAAUACAAAGUUGUAAUAAAUG